AUGGCUGCUGAGGAGAACUACCUGCACGCCUCCAGCCAGAUGUUCGACGCCAUGAUUGACCCGUCCUUCCUGGAGUAUCCCCACUUCCACGUCCCGAUGCCUCAGAUGACGGCUCUGCAGUCAGUGGACGGACCGUUCCUGCAGAUCCUGGAGCAGCCCAAACAGCGCGGCUUCAGGUUUCGCUACGGCUGCGAAGGUCCGUCGCACGGCGGCCUGCCGGGAGCCUCCAGCGAGAAGAACAGGAAGACGUACCCGACGGUGAAGAUCUGUAACUACCAGGGUCAGGCCCGGGUCGUGGUCCAGCUGGUGACGGCGCUGACCCAGCUGCCGCAGCUUCACGCUCACAGCCUGGUGGGGAAGCAGUGCGAUAAAGGCAUCUGCAUUGCUGACCUGCAGUCCAAAGACUCCACCAUCAGUUUUCCCAACCUGGGGAUCCUCCAUGUGACCAAGAAGAACGUGGCGAAGACGCUGGAGGAGCGGAUGGUGGAGGCCUUCAGGAUGGGCUACAACUGCGGCGUCGCCAUCCACCCGGAGGUCGACGCGCUGCAGGGGGAGGUCCGGGUCCCGCGGGAGCUCAACGACCACCAGCGCAGCAUGAUCAGCAGCGCCGCAGCCUCUCAGGCCAAAGAGAUGGACCUGAGCGUGGUGCGCCUCAUGUUCACCGCCUUCCUGCCCGACAGCGACGGCGGCUUCUCCAGACGCCUGGAGCCCGUGGUGUCCGAGCCCAUCUACGACAGCAAGGCUCCAAACGCCUCAAACUUGAAGAUCGUCAGGAUGGACCGGACCGCCGGCUGCGUGACGGGGGGAGAGGAGGUCUACCUGCUCUGUGACAAGGUCCAGAAAGAUGACAUCCAGGUGCGGUUCUAUGAGGAGGACGACUCGGGGCUGACCUGGGAGGCUCUGGGCGAUUUCUCCCCCACAGACGUCCACAGACAGUUUGCCAUCGUCUUCAAGACCCCGAAGUAUCGAGACCAAAACCUGCAGAAACCGACAUCUGUCUUUGUCCAGCUAAAGAGGAAAUCCGACAAUGAGACCAGCGAGCCCAAACCAUUCACCUACCAUCCGCAGAUCAUAGAUAAAGAGGAGGUUCAGAGGAAGAGGCAGAAGACGUUGCCGAACUUCCAGGACUUCAGCGGACAUGGAGGAGGAGGAGGCGGGGGGCUGUACCGAGGUGGAGGAGGUCCGGCUUCAGGAGUAGGAGGUCCAGGCUCAGCAGGAGGAGGAUACUACCAGGGUUUCUCCACCUACAGUUAUGGAGGAGCAGGAGGAGGAUUCUCCUCAGCGUACUCAGCUGGUCUUGGAGGAGGCGGCGGCACAAAGCAUGCUUUGCAGAGUGAAGCUGCAGAUGACAGCGACCCGGACAGCGACCCGGACAACGACCCGGCAUCGGGCGCUGUGCUACGAGGCUCCGCCCAGUCAGAUGGCUCCAGUGUGGAUCCAGACGAGGCGCUGAUGGAGGCGACCCGCAGGCAGCUCGACGCUCUCUUCCGAUACUCCAUCACCGGCGACUCGGCGUACCUGCUGGCUCCACAGCGCCCCCUGAUGGCAGCACAGGACGAAGACGGAGACACUGGGCUACAUCUGGCGGUGCUGCACAGCCAGCAGGAGGCGCUGGCGAGUCUGACCCAGGUGGCGUCAGCUCUGACGGGAGAGGAGGUGCUCAACAUGAGGAACCACCUGUACCAGACUCCUUUGCACCUGGCGGUCAUCACUCAGCAGAAGCGGGCGGCCGAAGUUCUGCUGCUGGCUGGCGCCGACCCGACUCUGACAGAUCGCCACGGCAACACAGUUCUUCAUCUGGCGGCGCAGCAGGAAGGAGACGGGAUGGUGCAGCUUUUACUGCGACGCAGAGAGAUGAGAGAGCUGCUGCAGUUCAGCAACACAGCAGCUGCUCUCCUGCCUCCCUCAGGUCUGUGUGCCAUCCACCUGGCGGUUCUGGCCAAUCGGCUGUCGGCGCUCAGGGAGCUCCUGGUGGGCGGGGCCGACGUGGAGGCUCAGGAGCGCAGCGGCGGACGCACCGCGCUGCAUCUGGCCACGGAGACCGACAACGUGUCGCUGGCCGGCUGCUUGCUGCUGGAGGGAAACGCCAAGGUGGACAGCUGCACCUUCAACGGCUCCACCCCCCUGCACCUGGCCGCGGGGCGGGGCUCCGUCAAGCUGACGGCUCUGCUGAUGGCUGCAGGUGCUGACCCGCAAAAGGAGAACUUUGAGCCACUCUUCAUCAGGGACGAGGAGGACGAGGAGGAGGAGGAGGAUGAAGGCUACAUCUCAGGAACCACUCCAGUCAACAUGGCUGCCUGCCCUGAGGUUCUGGAUCUGCUAAACGGUCAAGAGUACGAGCCCAGGAGCCAGCGAGCCUUCGUCCUGCCACAGGGCGACCUGUCGGUUCUGGACGUGCAGGUGAAGCGGGCCGUGUGUGGCGCUCUGGAGGUUGAAGGAUGCUGGGAGAACCUGGCUCACCAUCUGGGCCUCGGCAUCCUGAACACGGCGUUCCGGCUGAGUCCAAACCCAGCCAGAACCCUGCUGGAGAGCUACGAGGUUUCUGGUGGGACUGUUUCGGACCUGCUGGCGGCUCUCCGGUCGGCAGGCGGCUGCAAAGCGCUGAGCAUCCUGGAGGGGGCGCUGCGCCAGAACCCGGACACGGCAGAGGAGGUCCAGAACCCUCUGGUCCAGAACCUGAAGGCGGACCUUGGGAACGACAGUGGCGUCUGCGACAGUGGGGUGGAGCUCUCCACGGCGUAGCGCUCUGAUUGGCCAACAUCCUCAUCCUCCUCUUCAUCACUCAAAGAUUCUACGUAUUGUAAAGGUCAGGCCCGAGUUGGACCGGAACCGGACCUGGUCGAACCGGACC
Poeciliopsis prolifica (blackstripe livebearer) is the source of this 2851-nucleotide messenger RNA. It is a transcript of the gene nfkb1, whose product is annotated as nuclear factor of kappa light polypeptide gene enhancer in B-cells 1. Gene Ontology annotation, molecular function: RNA polymerase II cis-regulatory region sequence-specific DNA binding; protein binding; DNA-binding transcription factor activity, RNA polymerase II-specific. The record is from RefSeq and is a predicted model, not a curated record. Gene Ontology annotation, cellular component: cytoplasm. The transcript is spliced from 22 exons. Bases 1 to 2742 code for a protein of 913 amino acids. Gene Ontology annotation, biological process: regulation of transcription by RNA polymerase II; canonical NF-kappaB signal transduction; cellular response to stress. NCBI's taxonomy places the organism in Eukaryota, Metazoa, Chordata, Actinopteri, Cyprinodontiformes, Poeciliidae.